AUGGAGCUGCUCAAAAUGGAAAAUCCAACGAUGGCGACCGCAGUGAAGAAAGCGUUAGCAUGCGAAGCAGCACAUGUAGGAGCAGAAAAAUUACAACGCAAGGAAAAUUCCGUAGCUCAAGGUGAAAAACAUAAGGGAUUAGAAAGUCAAGGAAUAAUCAUAGCGAUUGAGCACUCUGAGCGGGCUACUCCAAUAGUACCAGUGCUUAAACCAGAUGGCAGUAUACGUAUGUGUGCUGAUUUUAAAGUCACUUUAAACCCGCAAGUAAUCACGAUGCCGGUCGAAGAGAAGUCUCAGAUGUUGCUUACUAUUAACACACACAUGGGAUUAUUCAAAUACAAGUACAUGCCAUUUGGAAUAAGUUCAGCCCCGGAAAUUUUUCAAUUACGUAUGGAGGAAAUUUUAAAGGGAAUUCCCGGAGUAGCGAUAGUAGUAGACGAUGUGGUUGUGACGGGUAAAACUACAGAUAAGCAUUUGACAAAUUUAGAUAGAGUUUUAGGAAAAUUAAAUGAAUGUGGACUUAAAGUACGUGUGGAAAAAUGCAAAUUUUUUGAAGAUAAGAUUACGUAUUUAGGUUACGAAAUUAGCGGUAACGAAAUAAAAGUCGAUCCAUAUGAAUAUCAAGCGAUUAAUGAAAUGAGUAGACCUAAGGAUCAUGAAGAUUUACAAUUGCUUUUGGGUAAAAUUAAUUAUUAUGGAAGGUUAAUAAAUAAGCGUGCAGAAAAACUUGCAGCGUUAUACGAAUGUCAGGGAAAGGAAGAAUUUGUGUGGAACGAGGCAUGCGAAAAAGCAUUUGCAUUAAGCAAACCUUUUCUGCGCCAAAUUGCCCAGCAACAAAUGGCGCUGCAGAGAAUUUUGUCAAAACGUUUAAACAACUACGAAACCUUCAACAACAGGCGAAACACCUGCUAA
Copidosoma floridanum is the source of this 912-nucleotide messenger RNA. RefSeq lists its product as uncharacterized. Lineage: Eukaryota; Metazoa; Arthropoda; Insecta; Hymenoptera; Encyrtidae. The record is from RefSeq and is a predicted model, not a curated record.